GUCUUUCUUCCUCGACACGUUCUCUUGCACAACUGCACAUGCCCACACAAGACACGUCGAUAUAGUUGCAAAUAAAGAUCGCAGAAUGUUUACGAUAGCUCGUCUUUCUAUAAACAGAUUGCAGACAUCUCGUCUUCCUUUAUCAAAAAGGUUUUUAAGCAAUGGUGCAGUGCCGACAACAAAGCUGUUCAUUGAUGGAAAAUUUUUCGACUCUAAGACAUCAGACUGGCUACCUGUGCACAAUCCUGCAACAAAUGAAGUGAUUACCAAUGUGCCAAAAACAACCCAGGAAGAAAUGCAUUCAGCAGUUGAUGCAGCAACAAGUGCUUUCGAAACUUGGUCGCAAACAUCCAUUCUCUCACGACAGCAGAUCUUAUUUGCAUAUCAAGGAUUGAUAAAAAGUAACCUGAAAGAGAUUGCCAAAGUAAUUACCCAUGAGCAAGGCAAAACUCUGGCAGAUGCUGAGGGUGAUGUACACAGAGGAUUGCAGGUCGUUGAACAUGCAUGCUCAAUCACGUCAUUACAACUUGGUGAAACAUUGCCUUCAAUAACACAAGAUAUGGAUAUGUAUUCGUAUAGAUUUCCUCUUGGUGUUUGUGCUGGCAUUGCACCGUUCAAUUUUCCUGCAAUGAUUCCACUUUGGAUGUUCCCUGUUGCAGUAGUCUGUGGUAAUACAUACAUCAUGAAACCAUCAGAACGUGUACCUGGAACGACCAUGUUGCUUGCAAAGCUUGCACAGGAUGCUGGACUACCUGAUGGUGUAUUGAAUGUUAUUCAUGGUGCUCAUGAAGCAGUGAACUUCAUCUGCGAUGAUCCAAGCAUUCAGGCUAUUUCCUUUGUUGGUUCUGACCAAGCUGGGAAGUACAUAUAUGAACGUGGGUCUAAAAAUGGAAAAAGGGUCCAGUCUAACAUGGGUGCAAAGAAUCAUGGUGUCAUUAUGCCUGAUGCAAAUAAGGAUCAUGCUCUCAACCAGCUGGUUGGAGCUGCAUUUGGUGCUGCAGGUCAAAGGUGUAUGGCUCUUUCUACAGCAAUAUUUGUGGGUGAGGCGAAAGACUGGAUACCAGAGUUUGUUGAACGAGCAAAAAAACUAAAAGUGAAUGAAGGUAAUCAACCUGGAGCAGAUUUAGGACCUUUGAUAUCCCCCCAGGCAAAAGACCGUGUUUGUGAAUUAGUUCAGUCUGGUGUUGAUGAAGGAGCGACGGUUGAUCUCGACGGACGAGAUGUGAAAGUUGAAGGUUAUGAAAAUGGAAAUUUCGUUGGUCCAACCGUGAUAUCUGGUGUAAAGCCGAACAUGAGAUGUUACAAAGAAGAAAUAUUUGGACCCGUUCUCCUGGCCAUGACAGCGGAUAACCUUGAAGAGGCUGUUAAUAUAAUCAACGAUAAUGAAUAUGGUAACGGAACGGCCAUCUUUACAACUUCCGGUGCUGUGGCAAGGAAAUUUCAGAACGAUGUGAACGUUGGUCAAGUUGGAGUGAAUGUUCCUAUUCCAGUUGCUCUUCCGAUGUUUUCGUUCACCGGUUCACGAGGUUCAUUCCUAGGAUCUUCUCAUUUUUACGGAAAAGAGGGCAUUGCCUUCUAUACUCAGGCUAAAACUAUCACAAGUUUAUGGAAAGAAGAUAUCUCCUCUGUUCAAAAGACUGCGACAGUUAUGCCGACAAUGAAAUAAAUAUAAAUUGAGUUGUGUAACAAUAUAGUCUAUAGAUAUAUAUUUAUUCACAGCGUCAGUGGAAAAUCUGUGGAAACCUUGCCAAAGCCGAAAUAAUAUCUGCAAUUAAUAGUUAUCCUUUGCUGGGAGCAUGCAGUACGCUGACUCUUAUUUCCGUGAGGAUUGUUUAAUAUUGGUAGCUCUUUUUCUUCCAUAAAUAUUUUGUCGAAUAUAAAGGAUUUUAGGUCAUUUCAUAAUAUAAUUUGCGAAGUAUUUCGCACCAAACUCA
Molecule: messenger RNA, 1934 nt
Organism: Dendronephthya gigantea
Lineage: Eukaryota; Metazoa; Cnidaria; Anthozoa; Malacalcyonacea; Nephtheidae
Product: methylmalonate-semialdehyde dehydrogenase [acylating], mitochondrial-like
Exons: 17
Coding region: 86-1666 (526 amino acids)
Biological process (GO): L-valine catabolic process; thymine catabolic process
Cellular component (GO): mitochondrion
Molecular function (GO): malonate-semialdehyde dehydrogenase (acetylating, [NAD(P)+]) activity; methylmalonate-semialdehyde dehydrogenase (acylating, NAD+) activity
Source: RefSeq, a predicted model, not a curated record